This is a messenger RNA of Amoebophrya sp. A25, 1252 nucleotides long. NCBI's taxonomy places the organism in Eukaryota, Dinophyceae, Syndiniales, Amoebophryaceae. The record is from the annotation of a GenBank genome assembly.
CCGUGCUGAACGCGAUUUGCACCUUCGGUGGCAUUGCUGGUGACGCAGUCGACCCUUCCGCCGCAGGCGGAUCAGCUGCCGGGGGGGACAGCAACGGCGAGGCGGUCGCGGGAGAAGUUGCAGGGGCCAUUGCGGUGCAGGGGGCUGGACACGGGCUAGUCGUGGGCGACGCCGCGACGAUGAGCGACGCGACGCCCAUUUUUGAGUGGGAUUUGAAGCGUCUUACGUCCACAGACACGCAUCACUACUUCAAAAAGUGCCAAAAGCAAAUAGGAUUCCUCGCUCAUCGCUGCAAAACGGUCGACCUGCCAGAAGUGCGGUAUCCCGACUUAUCCGCGGAGGAGGCGACAAAGAAGGCGGCAGCCGAUCGUCAAUCUGCGGGUCAGAGUGCGAAUGCCGCAGCAGAGCCUUCACCAUUAUGGCAGAGAUUGAAGUUCGUGAAUUUGAUUAGGCUUCUGGCCCUUUCCGUUCUCAUGACUGUAUGUGCCCUAUCCAUGUUCUUCCCUAUGACCUUUCCCUAGACGUAAUUCGAAUUCAUCUCAACAUGUGUCAUCAUUUUUCCUUUGCAUGAAUACUUACUUUCUGUCCAGCCUUCAUCUUUGGCCGAUUCGAACAAGUUGGAGCGGUUGCCGUCUGCGUCGCUUGUGAGUGAGGUGCCUCUGAUGCAUUGGUGGUAUCUGGCGAGCAAGUGUCAGGAGAGCCCAGUUUUCUGCGUGGAUCUGUUCUUGUCCGGUGCAAUAGGCGAGGGCACUGAUACGACUGGCUUAGUGGACGCUGCUUUGAACUCAGGUGCUACUGGUGGUGACAACAACAUGAUGACGAACGGGCGAGACGAUUUUGGCUGGGGCGACGACGGGCGAAAGCGGCAUGACCGCUCGGGUUUGCAGGACCGCUUCUUCGUAGAAAACCGGGAUCUGCAGUUGGGGGACGAGAAGUUGAAGGAGCGGCUGCUGAACACGCACAACAAGCCGCUGGAGAUCUACAACCGGUUUCAGCGCGUCCUGCACAGCACGCUGAUCAAGUGCGCUGGUGGUCUAGGCGUCAAUCUGGAAGCGGCCGCGUUGCAGACCGAGGACCUCCUGUUUCAGGAGGAGUGCUACGAAAUCCAGGAGCGGUACUUGCUAGUGGCGGAAGCGGUCCUGCGUGUGCUGCAGCAGGUGCUCAUCGCGUUCGCGGAUCACGUGCGGCUCCCCAAGUACGUGAGCGAGGAUCUGCUAAGGAUCUUGCUCUUGCUGGCAGCACGCUUGUCCGG